AUGGAACCAGUCGUAACGGUGAUCAUUGGGGCCGGAGGGCUCGGACUAGCUUGUGCAGCCCAGACGUCCAGCAAGCACAGCAUAGUGCUGGCAGACAAUUCGGCCGAGACCCUACGGAAAGGAGUAAUCGCCCUUCAAGAGGCAGGUCUGAAUGUCAUCAGCCAAGAAGUCGAUAUCACAGACGCGGACUCGGUGCGAGAUUUGGUGGCAUUUGCGACUGCCGCCGGCCAGGUGAUGGCAGUCAUUCAUACCGCUGGCCUCGCCCCAACAACAGCCGCCGCAAAGGAAAUCUACAACGUGAAUCUUCUUGGGACAUCGAUCAUAAUCAACACAUUUGCACCGGCUAUGUCAAGGCGCUCGUCAAUGGUCUGCAUCGCUAGCUUGGCUGGCCACUUUGUGUCAUUUUCCCCCAGUUUGGAGAGCCACAUAGCAGCCUCGAGCGCCGAUCGGAUCUUACAUCACAACGAACUCAAGAUGGAUGCAACAAGCUCGGAGGCCUACACUAUCUCGAAGCGCGCAAACCUCAUCCAGGUGCAGGCGGCAACCAGCAAAUGGGGGAAACAGGGGAUACGGUUCAAUACGAUCAGCCCCGGUGUGAUCUCCACGGCGGCCGGGAACCGUGAACUGGAAACUGCCCCUGGGGCAAAGGCGAUGGUGGAUAUAUCUGCUGCUCAGCGAGCCGGACUUCCUGAAGAGGUCGCAAAUGUAGCUAGCUUCUUGGUUGGGUCGAGCUCUUCUUUUGUCACUGGAAGUGAUAUUCUCGUGGAUGGUGGAGCAUUCGCCUCGCGGCGUUGGGCUGGCCUCUGA
Penicillium olsonii is the source of this 807-nucleotide messenger RNA. Lineage: Eukaryota; Fungi; Ascomycota; Eurotiomycetes; Eurotiales; Aspergillaceae. The record is from the annotation of a GenBank genome assembly.